Messenger RNA from Frankliniella occidentalis (western flower thrips), 2820 nucleotides. RefSeq lists its product as uncharacterized. The record is from RefSeq and is a predicted model, not a curated record. The transcript is spliced from 8 exons. The coding region runs from base 144 to 1187 and encodes 347 amino acids. NCBI's taxonomy places the organism in Eukaryota, Metazoa, Arthropoda, Insecta, Thysanoptera, Thripidae.
CUGCAGCGCCCCACCACGCCGCGCACGCUCCCCAGCCUGGCGGCGGGGCGCCUGGCCUGGCAGUCUCAGUCCAAACUCUUACCCGAGCGCACCGCGACCGGCCCGCAUACGCAGUCCCAAGUAGUCUCCAGAGAUCACCCACCAUGCGUCCCCUGCUGAUCGGCGUGGUGCUGGCGCUGUGCCUCUCGGCGCACCUGUCGCACGCAGCCCCAGCAGGCACGGAGCUGGCGGCAGAACAUCAGGAGACUCUGGAGACCUUACAUCUGGGCGAGCCUGGGUCGGACGACACGACGGUGAGGGACAAGAGGACCAUCGGACCGUUGAGGCAGCUCUUCCCCGGCCUUUCACAGAUAGUCGAUAGAAAAAUCCAGCAGAUCACCCGGUCGCUGUUUCGGGUGAUCGGCCGGCUAGUCCUGGGCGGCGGAGGCGGCGGCGGCGGCAACAGCGCCACGGCGGGCGCCUCGUCGUCGUCCUCGUCGGGCCGCAAGGUGUCCAUCACGCUGCCGACGUACCCGCCCGGCGAAGACGACGAAGACGAGGAUGAAGACGAAGACUCGACGCAAGCCGCGUCCACGGCCAGCCCCUCGGACGAGUCCAGUACGCCGGCUGAAACAGAGAACCAGCUCGCCGGGGCCGAGUCGCAGGUCAGCGAGGUUCGCGUGCCGCUCGACGACAAGCCCAACCUUCAGCCGGCCGAGGACGAGGAAGAGGACCUGAAGCCGGCGGCGAGUGGAGAUAACCUGGACGAGGGCGCCGCCGACCUGGAGAACGAGGCUGACGGCGCAGUCGAGGACGAGAACAGGAACAAGCGCUUCCUGCCCUUUAACCUGAACGGUGCGGCUGCGGGCGGCGGCUCCGGCGGCGGCUCCGGCGGCGGCUCCGGCAACUUCCUCUUUGACAUUAUCCGGCUCAUCGCCGGCUCCGGCACGACCCAGGCGCAAGACGAGGCUGAGAACGCUCCUCUCGACGGAUCGACCUCGUCGGCGGGGGCCUCGGCCAGCGCGUCGGCCGGCGCGGAGGGCAAGGACGACGGUUACCAAGAGGGUGUCCCCGGCCCCAUCACCAGGCUGUUCGUCAUCGCCAACCGAGGCAUCGCCAACCUCGUGCAGGACCUCAUCCUGCGUCUCGCCCAGACCAGCGAGAGGUUAGUCAACUUCAAGGCGCGACUCAUCACCUCCAUCAUCUAAGGCGACUUAGACGUGCAGCCCGCGCUCCCGGCCGCGCUCCGGCCGCACCCGCCACCCUGCUGGACCAGGCCGCACCACCAUCGGGGCGUCGCCGAACGGAGUGACGCCGCUGGAUGCCCCACCGGCCUGCCCACAGGAUGCUCAAAGGACGCCCAUAGGACGCUGAAAGGACGCCCAUAGGACGCUCAAAGGACGCCCACAGGACGACCAUAGGACACUCAUAGGGCACCCAUAGGACACCCAUAGGGCCUCCUCGCGGCCGGGAAGCGCUGCUGCUAGUAAAAUGAAACGAUAUAAAGCGUAUCUUUGAUUUGCGACAAUACGGCUUGCUGGGGGGGUCCCGCGGCUCGCCCCCUCCAGGCAAGGGAUAAAUAUGUGAUAGAUCCGAGACAAGCAGUGGCGUCACUAAUUUGCUCAAAUUGAGCGAGUCGACGAGAAUACCUCGCGGUGACCAUUUUAUUUUCCUUGUCUUAUUUAUGAACCUUUUCCUUUUUGUAAUACGUCAAAUGGUUGUAUGUAUUCUGAGUCUCUGAUCUGGCGGUUCCUGGGAGUACAAAUGUAGUGGACCUCUGAGAAUAAGGAGAGAAGUUGGUUGACUUGUGUGUGGUUUCACCGCAGUAUCUUGAGUUAUCGCAUGGGGUCGAAACAAACUCCUUCACUCAACUCGUUAAAGAAAACAAAAGGUGGGUCACCGUAUGACCAACGACAUGACUGACCGGGGAAGAUAUUGUAGUGUAUUGUGUGGAUAGUGUAAUGCCUUUAGUUACCAUCCAGCAUGUUGUCACAAGACCAUUUGGAAACUCACCGAACGAAUGGUUCAUCGUAAGAAAAGGCGAUUUUCUGUCCCGAAGUUAGAUUUAUGAACGCGCUUGAAAUGGGGUUAUGUAUCUAAAAUUUCCGAGUGUUAGCCAUUCGUGUGAGUUUCUGACUGGUUCGCGUUCCCUGCGAAGUACUAUAGUGCACAUGCUCCUGCCCUUCUAUCGACAAAAUGUCUGUCAUAGGGAGCUUGUCGACUAUGGCAAGAAACCCCAAUCUUCAUUCAUCUAUUGUAAUUUUCUUUCAUCGGUUUCAUUGCUUCCUUUGACGAAGGAUGGAAGGUAGAACUCGUCACAAUUUGUGAUCACAAGUGUUAGGAGAAGCAUAUAGUGAUAGUGCCUCUCAAAGUCAAAAAUAUGUUACCACGUAAUCCUCAAGCAUCAUUUUAUUGCCCCACUGAUUCCAGUGUAGCCUUUCAUCUCUCCAAAGAAAUUUGUCAUCAGAUUAAGUUCAUGUAUUCAUCGCAGUUACAUUCUCUUUUAAUUCAAAACAUUCUCAAGUGCUUUAGUAGAAUGGUAUUUAUCAUUUAAUAUUUGUAAUUUUGUACAAUAUUUUCUACAUCCUUAAUAAAUUUGUGAUGAAUUUGCAGAAAGCAAGACUUGGAGGUCUUGCCCAGAUUUUUUCUUAUUUCAAAUGAGGAGCGGUUACAAUUAAGUCUAGGGUAUCUCAUGAAAUCAAUGUCAAAAUUAUUUAUACACGUAUUGGUACAUCAUGUUUCCUGUUUACUUUUUAUGGAUAGUUAUGAAAAUUUAUGUAUAUUUGAACUGACAUGGUGAAGUUUGUAAAUAGUAAAUAAUAAAACAAUUUUAGAAAAGAG